This is a messenger RNA of Drosophila navojoa, 1330 nucleotides long. RefSeq names its product Pyruvate dehydrogenase E1 beta subunit (gene Pdhb). NCBI's taxonomy places the organism in Eukaryota, Metazoa, Arthropoda, Insecta, Diptera, Drosophilidae. Gene Ontology annotation, cellular component: pyruvate dehydrogenase complex. The record is from RefSeq and is a predicted model, not a curated record. Gene Ontology annotation, biological process: pyruvate decarboxylation to acetyl-CoA. Gene Ontology annotation, molecular function: pyruvate dehydrogenase (acetyl-transferring) activity.
CGAAAAAAUUUUUGUGGUGGCAGGUAAAAAGUGUUGUGUAGGAGAAUAAAAUAUUCUGACAUUCAAUUGGGGCGAGAAGACGUUCGUCGUUAGAAAACGGUCAACGAAACAAGCCAUAAUGCUGCGUUCUAGACUCUCCCAAGUGGCCUGUGCCGCCCAGCGCGCAUUCUCCACGAGUCCCAGAGCUUUGGCCGCCAAGCAAAUGACCGUACGCGAUGGACUAAACAGCGCCCUAGACGAUGAAUUAGCCCGGGAUGAUCGUGUCUUUUUGCUCGGCGAGGAGGUGGCACAAUAUGAUGGCGCCUACAAGGUUUCACGUGGUCUAUGGAAGAAAUAUGGAGACAAACGGAUCAUCGAUACGCCAAUAACAGAAAUGGGUUUCGCUGGAAUUGCAGUCGGUGCAGCUAUGGCUGGUUUGCGUCCUAUUUGCGAGUUCAUGACCUUUAACUUCUCAAUGCAAGCGAUCGAUCACGUCAUCAAUUCAGCUGCCAAGACAUUUUACAUGUCCGCAGGAGCCGUUAACGUACCAAUUGUAUUCCGUGGGCCCAAUGGGGCGUCAGCUGGUGUUGCAGCGCAGCACUCUCAAUGCUUUGCCGCUUGGUACGCCCACUGCCCGGGAUUGAAGGUUGUGUCACCCUACGAUACGGAAGAUGCACGCGGAUUGCUCAAGUCUGCCAUACGUGAUCCCGAUCCAGUGGUUGUCCUGGAGAACGAGCUGAUGUAUGGUGUUGCAUUUCCGGUUGAUGAAAAAGUAACCGAUGUCGAUUUCUUGGUGCCCCUCGGAAAAGCAAAGAUUAUGCGGCCAGGAAAAGACAUUACAAUUGUGGCGCAUUCCAAAGCUGUGGAAACAGCGCUACUUUCCGCCGCUGAACUAGCUAAAAAAGGAAUCGAAGCUGAAGUAAUCAACCUGCGUUCCAUACGCCCUCUAGACAUGCAAACCAUUUUCACUUCAGUCCGUAAAACGCAUCACUUGAUAACCGUGGAAAACGGCUGGCCACAACACGGUGUGGGUGCUGAGAUCUGUGCUCGCUUUAUGGAGGAUCCAGCUUUCUUUGAACUAGACGCCCCUGUUUGGCGAUGCUGCGGAGUUGAUGUGCCCAUGCCAUACGCAAAAACUUUGGAGCUUAAUGCACUGCCUCGCGAGCCCGAUGUGACUGCAGCCGCCCUCAAAGUGCUGGGCAAGAAAUAAACAAGCAUACAACAAGCACACAUCCGAAUCAGGCUUACUAAAUUAUUUGUCCUUCACGAAAAAAACGAUGGGCUUAAGUUGUCCAAAUUUAUCAAUGCUCGGCAAAUCGAACAGUGAAAUUAUAAAUGUUUAUUAAUGGGA